AUGGAGGCGACUAGUGCUCGUCCGAAGAAGCGCCGAUGCGUCAAAGAGCGCGUCCGUGUCACCAGGGCGAAAAAGCUGCGCUGCUCAGGUACUCUUCCGUGCUCUCUGUGUGAGCGUUCUAGUCAGAGUUGUGAAUAUACCACAAGCUAUACAAGAGGGAAGGUGCCACCGAUCCCAACGCUCCAUCAACCUAAGGGCAAUAACAAUGUUGCCGACCGCCAUAUACAAGAGAAACCAGCCCCCGAUGUAGAUCGGAUGCCCGCAUCCCCGGAUACAGAGGUGAUAGAAGGUCAUUCGGCGUCUCGUGUCGAUGGGGACGCCAGUAACCUGCAGUCGCGGGACUCCCCGGAGCCGCAUCAAACUGACAUGGAAGGUCAUUACGUCGGACCAUCCUCAGGCGUCUCGUUCUUGCUUCGUAUUCAGAAAAGGCUGCAUGAGAGCAUCGCAUUUCCAUUGAAUACACCCAUUUUCAGUUUUGGCGAUGCUCCUCUACCAAAAUCGGACCCUUCGUUCCUACUUCUGCCCAGCAAGAAUGAAGCUAAAGAGCUAUGCAAUAGAUACUUUGACUUUGCAUUUCCCACGCAUCGGUUCCUGCACCAGCAGCAAGUGGAAUGCUGGCUUGACGAAUUUUACAACCGUCUUCAGGAGCCUCACUCUCCUGGGCCUGGAGAACGGGAGAUUAGAGCGUUGCUCCUCAUGGUCUUCGCACAAGCAUCACAGUAUAAGCCGGAGACUGGUGGUAAAUUGGAGGAUUCACGGAUGAGUGCGGUCUACUUUGGUGCGUCGGAGCACCAUCUAGCAGCGGAGACUGGUCCCGUUCGCGUCACCAGUGUGCAGGCACGUCUGGCACAAUGCUUCUAUCUUCUUUCACAUUCUCGCAUUAACCACUGCUGGAGUCUCUUCGGUACCACCGCUCGUCUUGCUAUCGCCAUCGGCCUACAUCGGAAACGUCGACGCGAGCACCCGAGUACAGUCAACCUUGUUGAACAGGAGUGCUCAAAGAGAGUCUUUUGGUGUGCGUAUAGCUUGGACAAUUAUCUAAGUGCUGCUUUGGGUCGCCCUCGCAUCUUUCAUGAUGACGAGAUUGACCAAGAAUUCCCUGAGAUUGCCGAAGAUCGGCAGAUAACGCAGACGUCCAUCCUUCCACCAACCUCUAGCUCUCAGAGCAUUAUGCUGGCCCCUGUCUACCACGCGAAGCUAUCCAAGAUUAUCAGCGGCGUAUUACAUGACUUAUACGGUAUUCAGAGGUCCACCCUGACGGCACAAGCCUCGGCUGCAGCCAAAUACGGGGCUGAAAUGGCACAAUGGCGAAAGGAACUGUCUGAGUUCCUGGAUCUUCCCAAUGUGAAUAUAAUGAAGAUUACCUAUCAACGACAAUACACUGUCUUAAAUCUCGCCUUUUAUCAUGCACAGAUCUUGCUAUAUCGCCCGUUUCUCUUGAAGGGCUUCACACUCCUCACCAAAGAGCCUAGUAGGCGGAACGAUAAGCUGCAGGGAACGAUUGACCAGAAUAUUAAGUCAUGCUUGGAAGCAGCAAUGAAGGUUGUUUCUAUUGUCCAUGAUCUGUCUGCAAAGGGAAGGAUGUACCGAGCUUUCUGGUUCACCCACUAUUAUGCCUUCUCCGCCAUUGUUGUGCUCUACGUCCACUACAUACGUAGUCGCUCUCGCCAAAGUACAACUGAUGCAGAUACCACGUACUAUAUGGCUGGAAAACAAGGCCAAGACGACUUGGCAUCAUGCGGGUCCCAGUCAUCCUUCUCCCAGCGUUAUGUUAUGGUCUUGGAAGAGCUUCGCAAGGAGGCGCAAAAGGCUACAAUCCGGGGAAGCCUGGAAUCAAUCGACCACCCACCCACAGAUAGGCCAGAUCUGGGCGCAACCGAGAGUGGAACAUCAAGGCCCGGAGAGCUUAAUCAGUUAAGGAACAUGGCUGACUCUCAACAUACCAGAGUAUACCCAGUAACAAGCGACAGGCUUGAUGAUUUUCCCAGCUCGGCGCAAGUAUCCUAUCAUGGGGUGCAGCCUGCGGGUUCAUUUCAAUUUCCGUCAGCACCGCAAGAGUCCGAAGUGGGAUCCCUACAAGGUAUCAGCCCAGAGUCUUAUAUCGCUGAUCUGGCUAGCUGGAGUGAAUUUGACUCUCUCGCUGCGACUGGUCUGGGAGACUUUGGUAACCUCUUUCCCUUCGAUGUUCCCCCAGGGCUCGAAGGCUAA
Messenger RNA from Aspergillus caelatus, 2208 nucleotides. Its product is annotated as transcription factor domain-containing protein. Gene Ontology annotation, biological process: positive regulation of transcription by RNA polymerase II; DNA-templated transcription. The coding region runs from base 1 to 2208 and encodes 735 amino acids. Gene Ontology annotation, molecular function: zinc ion binding; DNA-binding transcription factor activity, RNA polymerase II-specific; sequence-specific DNA binding. Gene Ontology annotation, cellular component: nucleus. The transcript has 4 exons. Lineage: Eukaryota; Fungi; Ascomycota; Eurotiomycetes; Eurotiales; Aspergillaceae. The record is from RefSeq and is a predicted model, not a curated record.